This is a messenger RNA of Candidula unifasciata, 3141 nucleotides long. The record is from the annotation of a GenBank genome assembly. NCBI's taxonomy places the organism in Eukaryota, Metazoa, Mollusca, Gastropoda, Stylommatophora, Geomitridae.
AUGCGUGCCAGGAAUCGCUACUCGCUGUUCGCUUGUACCAGACCUCAGGAGACCUGGUAUACAGAGACACCGCAUAUCAUUGACAUCCGCCAGCAGUUAAACGAUCAGCUGAAAUGCCUGGAAGUCAAACUGGAAACAGAGGUGUCCAUUGUGACCGAGCUGCAGGAGUUCUUCAGGCGCCGAGCAGAACUGGAGCAAGAGUACGCGCGGAACCUGGACAAACUGGUCAGAAAUAUGAUCACCAGGCAUCGGGCGGAGAAAAACAGAAGUGAGCAGGAACAAUGGGCAACUAUGUCGACGUACGCCUGUUGGAAGCUUCUGGUGGGAAUCACACGGAAACAGAGCCAAGACCAUCAGACUAUGGCAGAAAUAUACAGCAACCAAAUGGUCAGCAGACUGGCAGAGGUCAUUGACAACUCACAGCGAAUCUUCCGCAAGUGCCGAGAUAUUGGAGCAGAGUCUCAUGAAGAUAUCAUGAAGGUUUUAAAUGAGCUGCAAAGUGCAAUGAAGACCUACCAUUUGUACCAGAACGAGAGUAAACAAGCGGAGCUGAAACUCAGAAACGUGGAGUCACAGAAACAGAAGGUGGAGCAGCAGUUGUCCAGCAAGAACACGACCAGUCGUAAACUCAAGGGACUGGAGAGGCAAGCUGAGAAGAAACAACAGAAGUAUGCAGACAACAAGGUGAAAGCUCUGAAGGCACGCAACGACUACUUGCUGUCUAUAGAUGCUGCUAAUGCAGCCAUUAACAAAUACUUCUCUGAUGACAUUUCUGAUCUCAUGGACUGCAUGGACUUUGGAUACCAUCACUCAGUUGGACGAGUCAUGAUGAUGUAUCUGGGCAUUCAUGAGCACCAGAAGAUGACCCACGUCAAGUCGAUAGAGCAGCUGAACAAGUGUAUUACUGACCUAGAUUCCAGAGCAGACAAACAGAAGUUUAUGGAGCUGAACAACAUUUACUUUAUGCUGCCCAAGAAGUUUGACUACCAACCCUUCAAAGGAGAUGAGGUCUGCCAGAUCAGUGCUCAGAAGGAAGUACAGGAGGAUUUAAUACAACGGCAUGCCACAAUAGAGGACAGGUUGAAUAGUCUUAAAGCUGAAAAUGAUGAGAUCUGGAAGACUCUGGAGACAACAGAGAGGACACUUGUUGAUACGGUUCAAGUGAAAGAUUACGACGUGACCAAAUUUUUUGCAGAUGAGUCAGCACCACCCAGAUCCCCACAAGAAAUGUUAAAGCACAAGGCGGAGCGGCUAGAGACGGAGUCCUACUACUUAGAGAAAUUCCGUGAGUACACCCUCAGUUGCAACAGACUCGCUAGACUGCAGUCCAAAAAUGCAGCCAUACAGAAAGCUCUGGGAGAGAACCAAGAUGAUGUACCAACAAGGCCCCCUAUGCCUCCUCCUAAACCAAAGAAAAGGCGAAUUGGACAUCAUCCUCCUGUUGGACAACCAAAACUCUUUACAGGAAGUCUGGAAGAAUACAUAGAGGCAACAGGUCAAGAAAUUCCACUUGUGAUUAAAAGCUGUAUACGAGUUAUUAAUCUCUAUGGUCUCCACCACCAAGGUGUGUUCAGAGUUUCAGGAGCGCAGGUGGAAAUCAGCCAGUUCAAGAACAUAUUUGAGUCCGGGGAAGAUGCUUUAGCUGACGUCAUGGAUGCCAGUGACAUCAAUUCUGUUGCAGGGGUCCUCAAAUUAUACUUCAGGGAGCUGAGAGAACCACUGUUUCCUUUGCAUCUGUUUGAUGCACUAGUAGAGUGCGCAAGGGAGAAGGAGAUGCCAAAACGAGUUCAGAGGAUCAAGGAUUUGUUGUCUAGUAUAAAUAGGCCAAUUUGGAUAGUAAUGAGAUACCUGUUUGCCUUCCUCAACCAUUUGACAGAGUACAGCGAUGAGAACAUGAUGGAUCCCUACAAUCUGGCAAUCUGCUUUGGACCAACUCUGCUGCCGAUACCACCUGACCGAGACCAGGUGACAUUCCAGUCAAGUGUCAACGAGAUAAUCAAAAUCAUUAUUGUUCAUCAAGAGGAGAUCUUCCCAAAUGAUGGAGGAGAAAUCUAUGAGAAAAUGCUGCUUGACAGACGUGACAGUGUUGAUGCAAUAGAUGAAGAUGAUGAAGAGACCAGCUCGUUACCAAGUGAUGAAGAAGAGUCUGUAUAUGAACCAGAUGUAUUUGAAGCUACUGCGGUGUUUGACUUUGAAGCUCGCUCACCUCGGGAGCUGACCUUCCGACGUGGAGAUACACUAGUGCUGUACAAUCAAAUGUCAUCUGAUUGGUGGGAGGGUUGCUUCCGGGGCAAGGAGGGACUGAUCCCGGACAAGUAUAUCAGUAUUGCAGAUUCCAACAAGGUCCUGGAGCAGAAAGGAAGGACAGAUGUACAUGAUUUUGUCCAUAGUAUUAUAUCAGCAGAUACUACACCUGAGGAUUUAAGUGUAGACAUUGACACUGCAUUAGAGGAAGUCAUGGCAGGACUGAAGUCUUUGGAGAUGCAGCAGCAGCUGGAUAAAAGAAUGUCCCUUCCUGCUGUCAAGGUCAAACAAACUCCCAAACACACUCCAGAUUUAGUGUUAGAUCUUCCUGAUGGAGACAUGACCAGUUCAUGUACAGACUCCAUUGAGCAGAACAGUCCUACCAUCAGUGCUGCUGAAAACUUUGCUAAAUCAAACCAAGGGACACUGAAGAAGGCCAGGGCACCACCUCUGGGGCGGCAAGACCCCACUAAUAGGUUGAGUAUAUCUUCAGAACCUGGGGAUUUAGCACGAUCUAAAGAACCAUUUGAGAAAGGGAUGGAUACGAUCUCUAAGCAGGUACCUCUGUCAACUUUCUCAUUAAAGAGAGCACAAAGUGUCGUGCAGAGCCGAGAAAAAUUCAUGGAGUCCUGCUACAGAACUGAGCCUCCCUCAGCCUCAUCAUCAUCAAUUUCAGCAUCCACCCCGAUUACAUCCUGUGAUGCUCCCACAUUUACUUCUACUCCCAGUUUCACUCCAUCUCCUCCACUGCCAGCUUCUUUUUCUUCUUUAACCUCAGGACCUCCUCCAGUGGCGCAGAAGCCCAAGCCACCCAUGAAAGUGAAGCCCCCAGUAAUGAGAAAACCUGCAUCAAGGCCAGAUGUUUCUAGCUCUCCACCAUUACAGCCACCCCAGUAA